Anguilla anguilla (European eel) is the source of this 1055-nucleotide messenger RNA. RefSeq names its product isoamyl acetate hydrolyzing esterase 1 (putative) (gene iah1). The transcript is spliced from 6 exons. The record is from RefSeq and is a predicted model, not a curated record. Bases 73 to 798 code for a protein of 241 amino acids. Gene Ontology annotation, molecular function: hydrolase activity, acting on ester bonds. Lineage: Eukaryota; Metazoa; Chordata; Actinopteri; Anguilliformes; Anguillidae.
CUGAUUCGUCAAUAAAGGCUAUAUCAUUGAGGAGCGACAGUCCGGACGUGUGAUCAACUGAAAGUGGUAGUUAUGUCACAAUUAAAGAGAAUUAUUUGGCCCAAAGUCGUACUGUUUGGGGACUCUAUCACACAGUUUUCUUUCCAAGCUAAUGGAUGGGGCUCUGAAAUAGCAGAUAAGCUUGUCAGGAAAUGCGAUGUCGUGAACAGAGGGCUGUCCGGUUACAACACCAAGUGGGCUAAGAUUGCUCUACCUCGUGUCAUCGACAACAGCAGUGCAGAUUCAAGCAUUGCAGCUGUCACCAUUUUCUUUGGAGCUAACGACUGUUCUUUAGCAGAGAAGAACCCACAACAGCACGUGCCCCUGCAGGAGUACACGCAGAACUUGAAGGACAUGGUCGGCCAUCUAACCUCUGUGGGAGUGUCCACAGACAAAGUCAUCCUCAUCACUCCCCCGCCCCUCCAUGAGCCGGACUGGGAGAAAGAGUGCCAUAUGAAAGGCUGUUCUCUGAAUCGUUUGAAUGCGGUGGCCGGUCAGUAUGCCGAGGCCUGUGUCCAGGCAGCGGGGCAGUGUGGGGUGGAAGUUCUGGACCUCUGGACACUCAUGCAGAGAGGCGGGCAGGACUUCUCCACGUACCUGUCUGACGGACUGCACCUGUCUGAUAAAGGCAGCCAGUUUGUGGCCCAGCACCUGUGGGCCCUGCUGGAGAAGCGAGUCGAUGCACUACCCAUGAUCCUCCCCUACUGGGGGGAUGUAGACAACAAGAACCCAGAGCCUUGUCUGCUGAGUCACAGCUAACAUGACAAAUGAGGAAUGAAAUACACAUAAUGCCCCUCCUUCCUGCCACGCCAUUGGCCACAGCAUGCCCGUCUGGCAGCCGGGUUCCUUGGUAUCAUGUUUUACUGCACUGUAGUGGACAGUGUUUCUCAAUGCCUGUAAGAACUGUUCAAAAUUUUAAGAGUACAAUGGUCCAUUUGUACCAGUUUGUUUUUAGCCAAAUCAACAAAUGACAAUAUGGCUGCAGUACAGAGGUUCAAAAUAAAUCUUUAUUUGGA